Molecule: messenger RNA, 6421 nt
Organism: Oncorhynchus masou masou (cherry salmon)
Lineage: Eukaryota; Metazoa; Chordata; Actinopteri; Salmoniformes; Salmonidae
Product: protein Jumonji-like
Exons: 18
Coding region: 533-4453 (1306 amino acids)
Biological process (GO): regulation of gene expression; chromatin remodeling
Cellular component (GO): chromatin; nucleus
Molecular function (GO): DNA binding
Source: RefSeq, a predicted model, not a curated record
GUAACGGAUGUGAUAGGCUGAACCAGGGGAAGAAAGAAGCUCGCCUCGUUCAGAAUAGCAGCGGCGCUGGAGUAGCCAACAGUCGUCGUCUUAUAGCUCCAGCCAAAACGGGACAUCGAACCUUUUUUAUUUUAUUUAUUUAUUUGGUUCGAUUGAUAUCCUCUUCUUAAACAAGAUGUGACUUUUAUAACAAGACUAAUACCUUUAGAAUAUUCAUGUCAGGAUAGCCGGGAGAGAGAACGCCGAGGAGGUUUUGCGAAUGGAAGUUAUUUGUUGUGAAUUGUUUUGAGUAUGUUAUGCCGACGUGAGUUUGUUUUUGGGUUGUCUCUGUUCGCCGUGGACCUUUAAUUUGGAAUCUAACGACGAAAACCAGAUCGUCGAGGGAAAUCCAGAGUGAGGAUUCUACGAAGCCAGAGAGCUCCCAACAGACCGGGGAUUUAAAUUGUGUUUGGUGUGCUCCGGGAGAAGCGAGAGUCAAAGAAAGAAAUUCAUGUGGCCAUUCUCUCUUUAGCAAAAUAUUUUGGAUUGCAGAAUGAGCAAGGAAAGACCCAAGAGGAAUAUCAUCCAAAAGAAAUACGAUGAUAUUGAUGGGAUUCCCUGGUCAGAGGAGAGGGAUGUGAGGAAGGUGCUCUAUCUCUCCCUGAAGGAGUUCAAGACUGCUCAGAAAAGGCAGCUCGGAGACGGCAUCGGCGAUGGAACCAAAUACACUAAUGGUUCCCAUGCCCGCGGGCAGCUCAAUGGCUCAGGGCAGAAGGGCCUCAAUGCUGACGGGUCACGGUUCCAGAGCACCGACGGCAGCAGCGAGUACUCUGAGGAUGGCCCUGCCAAGAAGAGGCCCAGACUGCAAGCACAGAGGAAGUUUGCCCAGUCUCAGCCCAACUCUCCCAGCACCACCCCGGUCAAGGUGUCUGAUACCGCCCUGCCCGCACCCUCCGCUCACAUCAGAGACAUCUCCAGACGAAAACCCAAGACCGAAGAUUUCCUCACCUUCCUCUGCCUGAGAGGUUACUCCUCGUGGCCAAAUGAAGGGUCAUCAGUGUUGCCCAGUAACAUGGCGUACUUUGGGAGCUCUCAGGAUGAAGAUGCACUGGAUGAUGAAGAGGAGUACGAGGAUGUAAAGCCAGACGUCAGCGUGGCAUCUACUUCCUGUCAGUCCACGCCCAGGAAGGGCAAACCCCAAGGGAAACAUGCCGUCAAUGGCCACGUGUUGAACGGCCCCAGCAAGGCGCCCCGAGACAGCCCCAAGCCCAGAGGGAAGGAGUGGGUGCAGGUGAGAGAGCGCAGUGAGAGAGCCGAGGCCCGGAGGGAGCAGGCCCUCAGCCAGCUAAAGGCUACAGCCAGGGGCCACACUACCAACGGACUAACCCACAGGAGGGCCGCAGAGGAGCUCAGCAAGCAGGUCUCUAAAGUGAACGGAGUCACACGGGCGUCCCAGACAGGCAUGCACACGGCCGGUGCCAAAAAACCGAAAGACUUCAGACUGCCGUCCAAAACUGUGAAUGGCCUCGUCACAUACACCAAAGGAAAACGAGAAAUGGUCAAGAAAACCAAACUGAACAAGCGCAAACACAGCACUGCUGCUACCCAUAGAGCCCAUAGCAACAAUCGCCACCACAACCACCUCCAGCGCCACCAGCGACUCCCCCUCUCCAACUCAGGAAAAGCCCAGAAUAGCAAAGCAAAAACAAGCAAACAGGUGCUAUUAUCCAAUGGGGUGCACAAGGUGACCAACGGGGGCGGAAUGCGCUUCAACGGGCACCUCUGUGCCAAGCAGGAGGUGGGCAGGCAGGGGCGCGAGGGACUGAGGAACUCCAAGCGGAGGCUGGAGGUGGCGGUGGCUGCCAUCGGGGCGGUGGCUGACUCCCAGGGUCAGCUGGUCAUCCUGGAGACUAACCCCAACCGUAAGAAGACCAAACAGAACCAGAGCAGCCCCCUGGACGGUAAGACCAAGCACCAGACCAGCCCUCUGGAGACACGCAGUAAGAAAGCGUGUCAGGGCAAGGCCUCGGUCCCUAACGGACACAUCGUCAUGGAAACCACCCCUCCCCCCUCCCUGCUAGCCCCACCCCCUCCCUCCACACCACUAGCCAAUCCAGAGCCAGGGCGUCAGCGGCCCAAGCGGGCGUCAGCCGGCAAGUUGAUGUUCAUCAGACAAGCACAGCACCGGGCGCAGGCUGCCUCUAACCCUAACCACACCCACACCCUUAACCGCUCAACUACCUCAGAGUCGCCUGGCCACACCCCUGGCCACACCCCUCACAAACCAGCAGAGCCCCGGCCUGACAGGGAGUGGGAAAGGGAGAAGGAGCGGGAUAAAGAGAGGGAGAGGGUGGAGAGGAGCAGGGCGAGCUGGGCAGCAUUGGGUGAGGCACCAGAGUUCUGUCCCACCCAGCGGGAGUUCCAGGACCCCCUGGUGUACCUGGACUCUGUGCGGGAGGGGGCGGAGCCCUGCGGACUGUGUCGGGUGGUUCCCCCGGCUGACUGGCGCCCAGAGUGCAAACUGAACGAUGAGAUGCGCUUUGUGACCCAGGUGCAGCGCAUCCACAAGCUAGGCCGUCGCUGGGGCCCUAACGUACAGAGGCUAGCCUGCAUCAAGAAGCACCUCAAAUCUCAGGGCAUCACCAUGGAAGACCCCCCACUCAUCGGUGGCUGCGAGGUGGACCUAGCUCGGUUCUUCCAGCUAAUUAAUGACAUGGGCGGCAUGCAGCAGGUUAUGGACCUGAAGAAGUGGAGUAAACUGGCUGAUCUGCUGCGGAUCCCCAAAUCAGCCCAGGACCGGCUGGCCAAGCUGCAGGAGUCCUACCUCCAGUACCUGCUGUCCUAUGACUCUCUGUCCCUAGAGGAGCACCGGCGCCUGGAGAGGGAGGUGCUGCAGGAGAAGGAGGGCCUGGAGCGCCGCAGGGGGCCCCUGGAGGGCCACACAGAGAGGAGCCUGACCCUGCCACGCUACGAGCCCAAGAACGGGCUGGUCGGCAGUCUGGUGCAGCACAGCAACGGUCAGCUGUGCAGCCGGCUGAAGGAGCUGGACAGUCAGCAGCUCAAGGUGGGACGCCGGAGGCUGUUCUCUCAGGAAAAGAGGAAUGGGGAAAUGACACAGCAGGAGGAAGAUGAGGAGGAGGAGAAGGGGGUUCUCAGCGACCAGCACAAGUGUAUUUACAAGGGUAAAUCUGUAUCGCUCACCAACUUCUUCAGGAUAGCCAGGAACACCAUGAUCAUGUGCUUUAACAAAGAGCCUGGGGCUGCUGAGGUCGAGCAAGAAUACUGGAGGAUAGUGGAGCAGAGGCACUGCCAUGUGGCAGUGCAUUAUGGGAAAGUGGACACCAACACACACGGAAGUGGCUUCCCCGUGGGAAAGUCAGAGCCAUUUUCUAAACAUGGAUGGAACCUCACUGUCCUCCCUAAUAAUUCUGGAUCCAUUCUGCGGCAUCUUGGAGCUGUGCCCGGGGUCACCAUUCCUUGGCUGAACAUUGGCAUGGUCUUUUCUACCUCAUGCUGGUCUCGAGACCAAAACCGCCUUCCAUACAUUGAUUACUUACACACUGGUGCUGACUGCAUUUGGUAUUCUAUUCCUGCUGAGGAGAAGGUGAAGCUUGACAAGGUGGUUCACACACUGCUGCAGGCCAACGGGACCCCUGGGCUGGAGAUGCUGGAGAAGAACAUCAUGAUCUCUCCAGAGGUGCUUUGUCGAGAGGGUAUCAAGGUCCACCGCACGGUCCAGCAGAGCGGUCAGUUCGUGGUCUGCUUCCCCGGGACCUUUGUGUCCAAGGUCUGCUGUGGCUACAGUGUGUCGGAAACUGUGCAUUUUGCCACCCCCCAGUGGAUGAACCUGGGAUAUGAGGCUGCGAAGGACCUGAAAUGCCGGCACAUAGCCAAACCCUUCUCCAUGGAGAAGUUACUCUACCAGAUCGCCACGGCCGAAUCCAAACGCGAGAACGGGCACAUUCUGACUACGAUCUCCGCCCUUCUCAAAGACCUCAGGAACAUAGAGAUGAGACAGCGGCAGGAACUGUACGAGGCAGGGCUUCUGUCCUCUGCCCGCUACGGAACACAUGAUAACAGCCUGUUGCCCGGUGAUGGACGCAAGAAACCCAGGAAGUGGCUGGCGCUGGAGUCGUCAGAGAGACGCUGCCAGACUUGCCAACACCUCUGCUACCUGUCCAUGGUGGUCCAGGAGAAUGAGAAUGUUGUCUUCUGUUUGGAGUGUGCUUUGAGAUACGUGGAGAAUCACAAGUCCUGCAGAGGCCUCAAGAUGAUGUAUCGUUACGAUGAGGAGCAGAUCAACAGCUUGGUGAAGCAGGUGUGUGGUAAGGCCCUGGGGAAGAUGGCUGAGAAAUGUAACGGUGCAAGCCCCAUCAAACCACCACCUAAACGCGGACCCCGGAAGAGAGAGACCGUGGAGGUGUCCCUGUCCCGCCUCUCCUCUUCCCACCUGUCUCCUGCAGCGGUCACAUGAGGACGUUAACACCCCCCCACUGCCCCUCAUCUUAGUUUGGAGAAUCACUGUUGUCCUUUUUUUAAAGAAAGAAAAAAUAUAAUGCCCCAAAUCUCCCACGCAACCUUACUAUGACAAACUACCCCACCCACCCCCUUACUAUGACAAACUACCCCACCCACCCCCUUACUAUGACAAACUACCCCACCCACCCCCUUAGUAUGGCAAACUUGUGAAAGCAAGCAGUCUUUUUUUUGCACUAGCACGGAAAAUGUUUUCUGAGGGUGUGGGGGAUGUUAGCAUUAAUUGAAACGUUCACAGGUAAAUGUUGUGCCCCUUUCACUGCCCCCCCCCCCAAUGUGUGCAGUCAGACCCAUCGCCAUCUGUCACUCAACUGUGAACAAAGGGAUGAGUGGAGAAGGUGCUCCUUUCUUCAUUUUAUUGAAAUGACACAAGUAGAACCCAAAGUUCUCAUCUUUAGUUUAUGAAGAUGAGUUAUUUUUAUUCUCCUCUGCCUGCAGAAGCUCCUGUUGUUCAGGGCCUGUUGCUCCCUAACCCACGCCAGGUAGAACUUGAAAGGCAGAUGUGUUUUGGCUGGCUUGUUUUAUUUGGGAUUUUAGCUUUGAUUUUUAGAUUUUGAGGAAGUCUUCUGUGUUUAUUUUGUCAUCGUUGUUUCCUUUUUCUUUGUUACUUGUGGAACUAGUGGUGCCAUGGCUGUAUGUCAGAAACACAGCCUGGGGUGCCAUGGCUGUAUGUCAAACGGACCAAGGUGCCAUGGCUGUAUAUCAGAAAUACAGACGUCGGUGUCUCUGUAGUAGGAGGGAGGCCUCCUUCACUAGCAAGUGAAAACUGUGCCUGAUGCUCAACAAAGAGAUCCAUUGUUUUUGGUGCUGUUGGUUAUUAUUACUGUAUAACAAUACAAAAGAAAGGUGGGGUGCUGGCUAACUGCUAGCCCCUUCUCCCACAGGGCGGUAGCCUCUAGGCUCUCCUCUCCCAUAGGGUUAGGGUUCUCGGAUCUCCUCUUCUCGAUGUGCAAUCAUGUUAACAUUCCAUUCUUCCAGUCCUACUGUUUCAUCUGUAUCAGUUAACAUUAAUAAUUUUAUUCUUUUCUAUUUUGAUUGUGUUUUUGUUCUAAUGUGCGAGUAGAGUCACUAGUCAAAGGGUGUGAAAUGUGAAAUAUGGAAAUCCAAGUUUAUUUUGUUUUGGGGUGUGUAUUUUAGGUUUUUCACUUUUUUUCAGAUGUAUUAUGAAUUAUUUUAGCAGAAGGUCCAACACAACAUACAUUUUUGUACAUAAUCCUGUAAAUGUCUUUAAAUACUCGAGCCUUUUCUGGGGUGAAGGAAGGAAAAUGAUACCAUUUAAAGGUAUUACAGGAAGCAAGGGAGGAAGUGCUUGAUGAAGAAAAGCCUUACGUUUCAGUUUCUUCAUCUGUGUGAGUUUGAUGCUUACAGGGUUGCUCUGGUUACGUGUAUACAUUUUAAGUGCUGCUUACAUCACCAAGACAAAGAUAUGGAGUAGCUAUGGCCCCCUAGUUUUUUACAAGUGUUUUUUUUUCCUUUAGCUUUACUUUUUUAAAGAAAAGGGAACAUAUGUUCACAAAAAUGUACUGAAAAUUCAACAAUGUAGUAGCUCCUCAUGUUGCACUGAGCUUGCCAGUGGUGGCUGACAAGGUGAUCCUAUUAUCCAGUUUGUUGGUGGUUGUUGUCCUUUACAGAAGACUGAACUGUUUUAGGAAUAUUUAAUGAAAACCAAGUCGGUCGUUUUCAACAAAAGUGGUUAAGUUUUUAUGGCCUUACAAUGUAUUUUAUUCAGAUUUCUUUGCAAUUUUCUUUUUCUACAGUAUAAACUAUUGCUCACGGUCUGGCAAGUUAAUUUAUUAGCACUGCGUCUCCAGCUUUCCUUCCACUUGGAAAGAGUUCAUGUUGGUUAUAUUGCCAGUUUUUUACUUUUGCAGUUUGUACUAAAGGUUUAAUAAAAACGUACAGACAA